Molecule: messenger RNA, 4980 nt
Organism: Porites lobata
Lineage: Eukaryota; Metazoa; Cnidaria; Anthozoa; Scleractinia; Poritidae
Source: the annotation of a GenBank genome assembly
AAGGAAUUUUAUUUUCCAAUUAGGUUUACCAGACAUGAUUUUAUUGCUCUGUGCCUGGCAAUAUUAAUUCCAGUGACUUGUAUAGUCCUUACAAUGGUGUCCGUUCUACCGGCAUUGGGAGCACCUCCAUUACCUGACUUUCAAGAUCCCACUAAAGUAAGUAACUUUAAUUUCGGGAGACCAGAGGAGCCUGCAAUCCUAAUCUCCAAGUUGGAAUGAAUGGAAUGCAUAAAACGCAAUCUUACCAAGCGCUUUACGACGUUCCGUUACGUGAAACGUUCGCAAAGCAAAGCGUCUACCGUUGGGGCAAGAGGGUUGUUGUCCUUCGAUCGAUCUCGAAGGCGUUCCCUAACCUUUUGUUAUUACUAGUAAUUAAGCCAUUAUUAGGUUACCGGCAUUAAACUGUGGUCAAAAGAAGAUAUAAGGGACCUUAAACAAAAACGUUUUUGAAGUCACGUGGUCUUCGUUACAAAUAAGGCCGAGUGGCUCUAGGAAGGAGCAAUCCUAAUCUUCAAAUUGCUAUUACGCAUGAGCGUCAUGUGUAUAGGUAGCAUUCGUCAGAAUGAAUGGAAUGCAUAGAACGCAAUCAGACCAGGAGCGCGUUACGGCGUCCUAUCAAGUGAAACGUUCGCAAACCAAAGCGUGUGCCUUUGGGGCAAGAGCGUUUUGUCCUUCGAUCGAUCUCGACGACGUUCCCUAACCUUUUGUUAUUACUAGUAAUUAAGCCAUUAUUAGGUUACUGGCAUUAAAUUGUGGUGAAAAGAAGAUAUAAGGGAGCUUAAACAAAAACGAUUUUGAAGUCACGUGGUCUUCGUUACAAAUAAGGCCGAGUGGCUCUGGGAAGGAGAAUGACAGUUCCUAUUUCAAGUUAAAACAGCAAGGAAGCACACACUACCAACCUUUGCGAUAUUGCCAGUGUUAGUUUUGUCUCCGAUUUUCUUUGUUGCACGCGUGCAGGGACCUUCUCCUCUCUUUCUCUUCCUCUUUGCGCCUGUCCGCAGGGUUCAAAUUCAUACUCGUAGCGAUAAGCAAAUUACCCAGCCUGGCACUUUUGUUACGCAUACUUUGGUAUGCAAUGUGUUUUUAAUAAUGUGGCUUUAUGUUCUUCUAGGGAUUUGAACCCAGAGGUACAGAACUGAGUAACGAGAUUUCAACUUAUGAGAAUUUCGUUAAAGCUCUAAACAUCUCAUCGCCCUUGCGGACGUCAUUGUCUACACAAGUCGGAAAUGAAACGGGUCAAGCACAAGCAAAGCGCAAACGACGCUCAGUGCAGCAACUACAGGGCUCACUACAACCGCCUUUCUAUGAUUUCGUUUCUGAGUCUAUGGUGUUUGUCUUUAAAGUUUUAGAUCCAAAAGAGAACUUGUUUGAUGCACCGAAACUAAAAACCAUGUGUACCAUGGACAAUAAAAUUGUGCGUUCAAGCCCAUCAUUUACAACAUACUGUUAUAAAUUUAACGAUGGGUCUACAACACAGUGUUAUUCCAGCUGGAACCUUGGAAAUUACGUCGCGUUACUAAACAACCGUACUUCGUGUCAGAUGAUAACAGAUGAUGAUGUCUCGAAGGUGAAAAUCUUGAUGAGGAACUGUUCGACUUAUUUUCUGAAGCAGACUCUGAAGCCUGACUGUAAGUACCCAGAUUUCUCUAGAAAUGAAACUGUGAGCUCCAACUGCCCAUCUGUGCCUGCCCAAUGCAUCAAACACUCUGCGGUGUACAAUAUGUUUCAGUAUCUUGUAGACAACGAGUUCAUGAAUACACCAGACAAUGAUUUUCUGAAAUACACUCUCUCCAUUCUUCCUGUGGCUUAUGAACUGAACGCUUUUUAUGAUGAGAUGUACGAUAGACUAAAGGAUGACACACAUGUAAGUCAAGGAGUAGAAUUGGUGACCUUCAGGUUUUGGAGAUACAAGUACAAGAAAUUCAGUGACGAGCUUUUCGUGGAGAUCAUCUUCCCAGCUCUGGCUUUGAUCGUUGUCUUUGGCGUGAUGUGGACAUUCCUUGGAUCAUUUAUACUUACAUUUUGUGGCCUGUCUUGUGUAAUUUACGCAGGUGGUCUUUCUUAUUUUCUCUACAACUUUGUAUUCCGUAUGGAUUUUUUCCCUUUCCUUAAUAUUCUAACUCUGGUAUUCUUGGUGGGAAUUGGAGCAGACGAUGCGUUUGUGUACUAUGACAUAUGGAGACAGUCAAGAGCUGCAAACCCUGACGCGAACAUAAUGCAGUUGACACUUAAAACGUUACGCUAUUCUGCUCUCUCUAUGCUGGUUACAAGUUUGACAACUUCAUCAGCAUUUUUCGCCGGGAUAUCUUCCACAAUCACCGCCAUUAAGUGUUUUGGUAUAUUUGCUGGCACAUCCAUCUUGACAAACUACCUUCUGAUGAUCACAUAUUUUCCGGCAUGUGUGGCCCUACAUGAGAAGUGGAUCAUGAAGUAUAACGAUGGUCAGAGCUUGGAAUCUCAACCAUCAACAGAGGUGCCUGUUGAGGAAGUGGCAAUGCCAGUGGCCCAAGACAUGAUUGAGCAAAGAAACGCGGCGAGCAACCACAAGACAGCUGAUGAUGUUAAAAAACACCCAAACACCUGCAUUCUACAAGUUUUUGAUUUCCCUUGCUCCCUCGCAGUUUCAGCCAAAAGUGCGGUCCAAACAUUCAGUUCCAAGUUUUUUGGUCGUUGGUUACCAUUCGUGGUCAUCAGGUUUUAUUGGAUUUGGAUAGCCUUGCUCAUCGGUCUAACCACUGGCUUUUUAUGCGUUACCUUUUACAAACCCGGACUUCAGUUGCCAGAAAGUGAUGAGUUGCAAACAUUUGCCUCUUCUCAUAUGCUAGAAAACUACAAUUUAAACUAUAAGAGUUUCUUUAGGUUCGAGCAGAGCGGAAGCAUGGUUGUAGAGCUGAUAUGGGGAAUUAAACCUGUAGAUAACGGCAACUACUUUAACCCAGAUGACAAAGGAACGUUGGAAUUUGAUGAAUCAUUCAGUGCCGACCUCUUUUCCGAAGAAGGACAAAAGUUCAUUCUUUCGGUCUGUAAGUCUGCUGAAAAGCAAUCAUUUUUUGGUGCAUUUGCUGCGGGCACUGUGGAGUGCCCGAUUGAGGCUUUAAUUGCCUUAUGUAAAGCUGGUCCAAACCCAUGUUGCGGAAACUACAGCUUUCCAUUUCCAGCUGAUGUCACCGAGAGAUGUCUUCUUGAAUUUGCAUCGCGAGGUAAUGAAUCAGGCUUACUGUUUGAUGCAAAGAGCAAAGCAAUUAAGGGUUUCAGACUGGUCAUUUCCACCAACCAACCUUUUACAACAGCCUUUUCGGUCAUAGACAAAGUCUAUGACGAAGUGACAUCUUGGUUUGAAGGUCAGUUGUCUAAUGCCCCUCCUGGUCUGAAAAACGGCUGGGCGAGUAGUUGGGGAUUCCGAUUUUAUGGUCUUCAAAUUGGCCUCUCGCGUGGCACCUAUUCAUCCCUGGGUAUUUCGGUGGCCGCAUCAUUCAGCAUCAUGUUGCUCACAACACUCAACAUCUUUAUCAGCAUCUAUGCCAUCGUCACAAUUAUUGGAAUUAUUGCGAUCACCAUUGGAUCUCUUGUAUUAGCUGGCUGGCAACUUAACAUAUUAGAAUCAAUUAUCAUGUCAGUAGCUGUUGGACUGUCAAUUGACUUUACCAUGCAUUAUGGUGUGGCUUACAGACUGGCACCAGACAAAAGCCAAAAAGAAAGCAGGGUACGUUACUCACUGGCUCACAUUGGAUCAGCGAUCACGAUGGCAGCACUUACAACGUUUCUAACAGGUAAGUGUUUUACUCCUUAGUUCAUGAUUUUCUCUAUUCAUUCCUCAAAUAUUCUCAAUGUGACUCUUUAUUGGGACUGAGACGUUAUUUUCUAGUGCAGAAUGGAGAUAAAAGUAAUUGCCGAGACAAGGUUUACAAAGAGAACAGUUUCGGGGCAUUGGUGGCCAGGAUCGACCCGGGUUCUUAACCCGCAGGGGAUGCCGUGGGGGGUUUUCCUUUAACUCUAGUUUAUCCUACCAUCAAAAACUAACGCUCCCCACUGAUUAAAAUGCGAUCUGGAACGCAGACGCACUAACACGCGUAAACGUGUUCUGUAGACAACCUCGUCCCCAAGGCUUUUCGCUUUGAAAAUUGGGAAGGCGGAAAAAGACCCCUUUCCCAGCUCCUCCCAUGUUUUAAUGGCAUAGUUCCGCGGAAGAGGUUGUUCUUUAAAGUUUCUAAGUUGGUGAACAAAUAAAAUUUACACCUUUACCCUUUUUACAAUCAAACGAUGCAUAUCGGCUAUCGCCAAGUGCGUCAAUUUAUUUCUUUUGUUUGUUUGGUAACUUAACAUGAUAUAUUUUUAGGCAGUACCAAACGUGACAAUGCAAGGCCUGGUAACAAGGAAAGGAAUUUUCUUGUCAUUCAACUGAAAACCAGUUAAUCGUAUUUUUUAGGACUGAUGCUGAUGCCUACAACAGUUUUAGUGUACUUGCAGCUUGGUCAGUUCCUGAUGUUAGUCAUGGUGUUCAGCUGGCUUUAUUCCACCUUCAGUUUCUUAGCCAUCUGUAAUGUGAUUGGUCCAAAGAAUGAUUUUGGACAGCUCAGCAUUGCUCGUCUGUUCGCGCAUUGUGGGCGUUGUCUACGCCGAGUUAAACCAAAAGACAGUGAAGAAUUUCAAGAGACAAAUGAGCUGGGAAAGGUGGAGCCUAAAGACUCUUCAAACCCCAUCAACGAGAAUGAGCCAGGCAACGUUACAAGUGACUACUCGAAGAAGCAAGACAAGGUUACUUUUGAGCAUUCGGAUGAACCAGAAAUUGUUAAACCUGCUCACAUCGAUGAAUCAGACACGGUUAAUUUUGACCACAUGGACGAGCCAGAAAUUGUUAACCCUGCACACAUCGAUGAAUCAAAGAUUCAACAAUCCGAUGAGAAGCAUACUGAGAUAAGACACUUAGGCAUAGUCAAUAAAGGUGCUGAUAGUGCAGAUGAAAUAAACACCGCUCUCUGA